Messenger RNA from Emiliania huxleyi CCMP1516, 1122 nucleotides. RefSeq lists its product as hypothetical. The record is from RefSeq and is a predicted model, not a curated record. The transcript is spliced from 2 exons. The coding region runs from base 1 to 1122 and encodes 373 amino acids. Gene Ontology annotation, molecular function: oxidoreductase activity. Gene Ontology annotation, biological process: lipid metabolic process. Lineage: Eukaryota; Haptophyta; Isochrysidales; Noelaerhabdaceae.
AUGCGGGUGGAGAAGUCGGACAUUCCGACAAAGGCUCAGGUGCGACAGGCGAUCCCGGCUCACUGCUUCAAGCGCAACACCGCCAAGUCGAUGAUGUACGCGGCCAUCUCGGUCGCGCAGUCGGCGGCGUGCCUUUGGGCAGGGACGCUCAUCCCGAUGAAGGCGGCCUUUGCGCCGCUGUGGCUGGCGUACGCGGCCGUCACGGGCACGGUGUGGACGGGCAUGUGGGUCGUCGCGCACGAGUGCGGCCACAAGGCCUUCUCCGACAACCUGAAGCUGCAGGACGCGGUCGGCUACUUUCUCCACACGCUGCUGCUCGUGCCGUACUUCAGCUGGCAGCGCUCGCACGCCGUCCACCACGCGCACACGAACCACAUCACCAAGGGCGAGACGCACGUGCCCUUCGUCGUCCACGGCCGGGAGGGCAUCGAGAACGGCGGCGGCGAGCACGACCUCGAAAAGGCGGAGAAGCUGGGCAAGCGGGCGUGGGGCACGCUGCAGCUCGUGUUCCACCUCGUCUUCGGCUGGCCCGCGUACCUGCUGUGGGGCGCCACCGGCGGGCCAAAGUACGGCACGUCGAACCACUUUGUGCCGGUCAAGCCGUUCAACACCAACCUGUGGCCCGCCUCCUGGCCGCUCAAGGUUUGGCGCUCCGACCUCGGCAUCGGCGCCAUGCUCGGCGUCCUCGGCCUGGUCGCCUCGAAGAUUGGCGGCGCGCGGCUGGCGAUGCUGUACGGGGCGCCGUACCUCUUCACGAACGCGUGGCUCGUGCUGUACACGUGGCUGCAGCACACCGACGUGGACGUGCCCCACCUCACCAACGACGAGUUCUCGUACAUGCGCGGCGCCUUCCUCACCGUCGACCGGCCGUACGGCCGCGUCUUCGACUGGCUCCACCACAAGAUCGGGUCGACGCACGUGGCGCACCACAUCGACUGCACCAUCCCGCACUACCACGCGCGCGAGGCGACCGACGCCAUCGCAAAGGCCUUCCCCAAGGCGUACCUCUACGACCCCACGCCGAUCCACACGGCGCUCUGGCGCGUCGCGAGCAACUGCAUCGCGGUGAAGCUGCAGCCCUUUGGCGGGCGGUACACGUGGGUGCCGGUGGGCAGUCAGUAG